CUCAAACAUGAUCCGCUACACACAUAGCGUAGCCGACUCUCUUGACGAUGAUCGCCUUGUCAGUUUUUCAGCUCAUGGAGCUUAAUUUUCCCCAGCACCGCUCUUUUCUCUCUUCACUAUCUCCGCCGCACUCGACGAUGCCAAUUCUGAAGUACACAGUGAUGCAAAUGUGCCCACCCCUUGGCGACAUUUUGGGAUGAGUGUUCUACGGUUUUGUGUACACUGUACAGGACAGGGUCGGGGACGAUAAUAGGCUAGUAUGUGUGGGAAGCUGGAUGAUCGGGCACUAUCGAUUUUUCCUGUUUGCUUAAUGUAUGGGCGAGUAGCGCGGUCGGUCAGUGGAGUUAAUGCACUGAAUAUUAGGCUUUAAUCCCAUUUUCGAUCCCUGGAAUGAUUGCCGGGGCCGAAAGUGGAAUGGACAAACACUGAUGUGCACACUGCACACACACACGUUGACGCUUGAUGGUUGUGUUUGUCUGGGAUAUUCAUACGACUGGCUAGUGUUACUGCACUUUGGAUGGUUGUUGUGACGCGGGGAAUACUUACUUUUCCAUAGUUUACCUACUUUAUUACCUUCUGCCGAAUCGAUAAGCUUCGGAACCCGGGUCUGACUCAUUCAAAGCACAAUAUUGUUCCCGAAAUGCCGAAUAUAUUUGUAAUGUGAUAUUUGCCAGUUGAUCGAUACGGUUUCGUGCGCGUGCCGGUCAGAACUGAAAAUUGACAUACAAGAUUGACUUGAUCACAAUACGGCAUCAUGUCGUGGCCAUCAUCCCGCGCACCCAUUCCCUAUCUGGAUUUCAGAACCAACAGCUGCAUUGACCCGGCAGCACGCCUGUCCACGGCCCAUCCCUUCUCCAUCUUUCCCCGGAUCACCGGCCAGGGCACCGAAUAUGACUGUAUCCUGCCGAUCGGCCUGCUGUAUCACUGUCCGGAAGUGUCCACGGGAUCACAGUGUAUUCAGUCGUACAGUCGGGAUGGCGCGGCUAUGGUGGAUCCCAUGAGCGGCUUGCCGAAUCGGUCCAUCAGCGUGGAAGACUGGGUGGCUACGGCGGCCUACGUCGUGGAAGUGGUCAGUCCAACAUUGUUGGCGUUGGGGUUGGUGUCCAAUCUGCUGGUGCUCAGCAUCCUGUGCUGCCGGAAUUUGCGGUCGGGGGUGAAUUCGUUUCUGCUGUCCAGCACCCUGGGGCAAAUCCUGUAUAUCCUGGCGGUGUUCCUCUUGCGGAUGAUUGACUAUUCCGAGGAGUAUAAACGCCAUGAGUUCCAUGUGCAAGGGCGGUCGUAUAUUCAUCAUUUCAGCUAUUUCUUCUAUUUGAUUGUCCUGUGGCAGAUCUUGGCGGCCGGAAUCGAGCGCGUCGUGGUAGGGUUUACGCCGGAUUCGGGGAAACGACGUUGCUCGCCAUGGAGAGCGGAUUUGGUCAAUGUGUUCAUUUGGAUGGCGGCAUUCGGACUGGUGUUUCCGGUUCUGUGGUAUUCAAAGUUGCAGUAUGUGCUGGGCUAUGCGGCGCCUCAUACUACAGGAAGUGGCAGCGCCUCGGCCUUAGCCUGCUCCAUCCUAUACUGGUUCCAGUUAGUCUUCAGCAUCUUUAUCCCUUAUCCCAGCCUGCUCAUCCUGUUCUUCCUGCUAAUCUCUUCCUUACACAAACAAUCCAAAUCCGUGAAGAAGAUCACACUGGGCUCCAAUGGGGAAAUGUGGCGGCAGAAUAUGGACGAGGAGAUGCAGCUGACGCGGUUGGUGUUGGUGCAAGUGCUGCUCUUCUUCCUGUUGACGGGGGCCUACGCCAUCGGACAGCUGGUGCUGACGCUCAAUCUGGCCGCCGACCGGACAACCUGCAUGUGGAGUAUCCUCAUUGAUCUGUUCCAUCUGGGACCGCUGCUCUAUUCAUCGCUGCAGUUCAUCCUGUACGGCUGUAUUGUGGAGAAGUUUGCCGUGACCUUCCGGAAUGUCUGCUGUCGUUGCUGCGGCAAAUACGAUCAGUGAGCAGCACCAUUAAAUGCGCUCCGCAGGAUCUGGCUCAUCGUGGAACGACUGCGUCGUAUUGCAUGUGUUGUGUGAGGGUGGUGUUUUUUUGGUGAAUGGCAUUUGUUUUCUCCGUUUAUAAAUCGAGGCAUGUGCGUGGCCGGCGUGUCUGGAUCUGGACCAGAUGGUUUUACCCUUUAUAAUGGCAGUGUUUUGUACGGUUGCUGUGGUGGCGUUUCUUCCUCUCCUGAGUCUCCUUUAUCUCGCUCUUCCGGAAUCUGAUUUGUGCAUGAUAGUCUCCCAUUUUUUAUGGUUUACACGUUACAAGUGGUUUCCAGAUUUAGAGAUUUUGUCCUGUUUAAGCAUUUUAUGAGUAUUUUAUAGUGCACGAGAUGGUUUUGUCCAAAUUCUGUAUUCCCACCUUACCAGUUAUUAGUUUACAAUCUGAACUUUUGAUGUGUUGGUCUGGAAUAUCUGUACCAGUAAUAGUAAUUUCUGUGCUGUGUAUUUUCGGCUGUUUUUGAAAAUUUAAAAUAAAAUUGCACGCUGUUG
This is a messenger RNA of Paramacrobiotus metropolitanus, 2509 nucleotides long. RefSeq lists its product as uncharacterized. Gene Ontology annotation, molecular function: G protein-coupled receptor activity. NCBI's taxonomy places the organism in Eukaryota, Metazoa, Tardigrada, Eutardigrada, Parachela, Macrobiotidae. Bases 755 to 1978 code for a protein of 407 amino acids. Gene Ontology annotation, cellular component: plasma membrane. Gene Ontology annotation, biological process: G protein-coupled receptor signaling pathway. The transcript is spliced from 3 exons. The record is from RefSeq and is a predicted model, not a curated record.